AUGACAUCAAUAAUUACGAUUCUGACAAUAACAUUGAUUGAAUGUGUAUUUGGAGUAAUUUAUGUUGAUCUAAAGAAUUUUAUUGUUCCUAAUGGAGUGAAUGUAUUUCAUGGUAGAUUCAAUAUAAACUCCAGAUAUUUUAUGUUUGUUGGUGAUUCAGAACCCAUUAGUGAAUUAAGAUACGGAAAUGAAGUGAUAUUUCCAAAGGAGAAUGGUUCACAGGAAUACAAUUUACUUGUUGAAUUAUUUAUAAUAAAUAAGGUUAUUCUGGUAUCAUUUUAUGUUCACACAUUUAAUGAUGGAUUAUUGAAAUCAGUCAAUCGACAUACCAUUAGCAUAUCAUCUGACAAAUACAGUCACAUAAGUAAUGAAGAAUUUAUGUCAAAAAUAAAUGGACCAGUUCUAGUUUCAAUUGAUAUUGGACCGAAACCAAAACAUCCAUUUAUAAAAAGUACCACUUCUGAACAUGUUAAUUAUCAAAUACGUAGAUUUAAACUUGCAUAUAAUUACAAUUGGUUUAUUUUUGAUGGUAAGUCAAUCCCACUAUAUAGAUUCGGAUAUGUAUAUGAUUCUAAUCGUCCUGCUGUUGUAGGUUAUACAAAACGUCCAUAUUUAACUGAUGAAUGUGUUUCUAUUUCUAUUUAUAAAUCACACACUGGUUAUAACAAUUUGUUUCAAUUUAUGUUUGAACCUUUUAGGAUUGAGAUAGUUGAUGAUUAUAUAAGAUCAUAUGAAAUGAGACCUAUAUUAGGUGAAGAAUAUUGGUUUUUAACAGAAUAUAGUGAUGAUAUGUUAUUAGAUGAAGUAAUUAUGGACGCAAUCAAAUUAAAUAUAUGGUACAGAAGACAUCCAUCUGGAAUGCCCGUAAUUACAUUAGACAUAUCAGAAAUUAUUACUCCUGAAUUAUUUGGUAUUGAAAAAGUUACAGGAUCAUCAAAUAUUUGGAACUACAAAUACACAUUAUAUAAAUUAAAGGAUAAAUAUGUUAAAGAAUAUAAAAUUAAAAUGAUUAUAGAUCCGAUGAUCACAAACAGAACAAUUCAUGUUCUAAAGAACAAAUAUUUAAAAUACAAUUUAGAGGUGUACAGAAAUGAGGAAGAAACAUAUUUACACAAUUAUUACAGUGAUAAAAGGGGGAAAAUAAGGGAGAAAAAGAAGUAUACAUACGUGAAAAAAUUAAGAAUAGACAAUUAUAAAUUGUUAAGCUUAAGUGAAUUUCAUAAAAUAAUUCAAAUGUUUGAAAAAUCAUAUCCGAUAAAACUAGAUAUUACUAUUGAUGAAGAGCAACCAUCAUUAUUUGAGAAAAAGGAAAUAUCAGAUGGUGAAAUGACAAUUCAUCAUUUCUCAAUAAAGGAAACUAAUGAUUUCGGAGAAUCCAUAUUGAACAAAUAUGUGUUUGGGGCUGUUUAUGCAACAGGAAGUUUUCAACCAGGUAACAUACCAUUGGAACCAUUUAGAAAAAACAAGGUGAUGAUUAAUCCAAACAUAAAUACAAACAAAUUUAUUGUAAGGAACAAAUCAACAUUUGAUGAUCUGAACACACCACAAUAUCAGUUAUUCCGACUAAGAACAUAA
This is a messenger RNA of Theileria annulata, 1575 nucleotides long. RefSeq lists its product as uncharacterized. NCBI's taxonomy places the organism in Eukaryota, Apicomplexa, Aconoidasida, Piroplasmida, Theileriidae. The transcript has a single exon. The coding region runs from base 1 to 1575 and encodes 524 amino acids. The record is from RefSeq and is a predicted model, not a curated record.